Chinchilla lanigera (long-tailed chinchilla) is the source of this 5883-nucleotide messenger RNA. It is a transcript of the gene Elovl6, whose product is annotated as ELOVL fatty acid elongase 6. The transcript has 5 exons. The record is from RefSeq and is a predicted model, not a curated record. Gene Ontology annotation, cellular component: endoplasmic reticulum membrane; endoplasmic reticulum. Gene Ontology annotation, molecular function: fatty acid elongase activity. Gene Ontology annotation, biological process: fatty acid elongation, monounsaturated fatty acid; sphingolipid biosynthetic process; fatty acid elongation, saturated fatty acid. The coding region runs from base 156 to 953 and encodes 265 amino acids. NCBI's taxonomy places the organism in Eukaryota, Metazoa, Chordata, Mammalia, Rodentia, Chinchillidae.
CCCAGAGCGCGCGAGCCCCACGCAGGCCGGUGCUCUGCGAGCGGGAGCCGCGGGCUUUACUCUUCCCCGAUUGUUUACGAGCCCAGCUCCCGGUCCACGCGUCUCCUUUCCGAGGCCCACGAGAGAACACGUAGCGACCCCGAAGAUCAGCCCCAAUGAACAUGUCAGUGUUGACUUUACAAGAAUAUGAAUUUGAAAAGCAGUUCAACGAGAAUGAAGCCAUCCAGUGGAUGCAGGAGAACUGGAAGAAGUCUUUCCUGUUUUCCGCUCUGUAUGCUGCCUUUAUAUUUGGUGGUCGGCACCUAAUGAACAAACGGGCGAAGUUUGAACUGAGGAAGCCAUUAGUGCUCUGGUCGCUGACCCUCGCAGUCUUCAGUAUAUUCGGUGCUCUUCGAACUGGUGCUUACAUGGUGUACAUUCUGAUGACCAAAGGCCUGAAGCAAUCAGUCUGUGACCAGAGCUUUUACAACGGGCCCGUCAGCAAAUUCUGGGCUUACGCGUUUGUGCUAAGCAAAGCGCCAGAACUAGGAGACACGAUCUUCAUCAUCCUGAGGAAACAGAAGCUGAUCUUCCUGCACUGGUACCACCACAUCACUGUGCUCCUGUACUCCUGGUACUCCUACAAAGACAUGGUGGCUGGGGGAGGCUGGUUCAUGACCAUGAACUACGGCGUGCAUGCGGUCAUGUACUCCUACUACGCACUGCGGGCCGCAGGCUUCCGCGUGUCCCGGAAGUUUGCCAUGUUCAUCACCCUCUCCCAGAUCACGCAGAUGCUGAUGGGCUGUGUCAUCAACUACCUGGUCUUCUACUGGAUGCAGCAUGACCAGUGUCACUCUCACUUUCAGAACAUCUUCUGGUCCUCACUCAUGUACCUCAGCUACUUCGUGCUCUUCUGCCAUUUCUUCUUUGAGGCCUACAUCGGCAAAAUGAGGAAGACCGCCAAGGCCGAAUAGUGUCGGAACUGAGGAGGAAGCCACAGCUCAGGGUCAUCAAGAAAACUAACAGACAAAAGAAAAUGGCACAAGGAAUCACACAUGGUGCAGCUACAACAAAACAAAACAAAACACACGAGCAGACACAAACCCCGAGGCAGCUUAGGGAUAAUUAGGUUGACUUAACCCAGUAAGUUUAUGAUCCUUUACGGGUGAGGACUCACUGCGUGCACCGCCAUCUCCAAGCACUGCUGCUGGAAGACCCCACUCCCAUACCUUACCUGUCACCUCUCGACAAAUGACAACACAGAGAUCUCGAGGCAGAGAGACCAGAGAAAGCAGGCAAAGGCUGUCAACACUCUAUGGGAAAAAGAUGUAGCUAAGUGUUACGUUUCUCUAAGGAUGGAACAAUGUCACUUUCAAAGCUGUGCGAGCACACACACACACACACACACACACACAAAUCCUUUCUGAUCCUUUCAACACAAAACUGGAGCCAGUAGAAAAGAUAGUAACGGAAGAGACACAGGGUCUAUAUCUAGAACAAUAAUGCUUUUGCAGAAAUUCACACCUUUUACAGAAAGGUUAGCUCUUGUAGCUCCAUGAGAGAUGUCUUAAUCACUUUUUAUUUCCAAUAGAAAAUAGAUUGAUAUUUCCCCCCUCACUGCGCAGCCUCGGGCUGAUGAGUUUGCCAAAACCACACGGGAUUCAGUACUUUCCCUGGGCCACCCAGACCCAGGCCAGAGCAUUCCCGCUAUUUCUACUCCGAAGUAAGAUGCACAGCGUUCACUUGCCCCAGACUUGAACGCAAGAACAGAUGCAGAAAUGAAAGCGGAAAUAAGGCAAAAACAAUACCAGACGACUUGAAUGAGGAGUCGUUCCUGCCCAUAACAACGCUCGGCCCGACUCCCCGGGCUGGAAGAGGCCAGAGACGAUGGGAAGACACAAGCUGGAGAACAUGCUGCAGACGGACAAUAUUUAUGCCUUUUCUUCCGUGACUUCACACAUGCCCCCGCUUCCAAAUGCAGCCCUGUGGGACGGUCCGUGUUUUCUAGAUUUUUGUGAGUUGCAAAAAGAAGCGUUUUGGGCUCUGGCUAAGUUGGAAAGGACUCUGUCCCCGCAACAUCUGCAUUAGCUCCCCAAGCAAUGCAGAGGCGUCGGAAGCGCCCUCUGCUGGCUGAGGGGAGAGACUGCAACCAAUGCACAUCACGGUAGAUCACAGAGAGCUCCUUAGAUGAAUCCUUCAAAUUUUAAAUGAUAUCAAACACCUAUCAUGUCUUUGGCCGAAUACGAAGACAGCUUUCCUGCUUCAAGUGAGCGUCAAGAAAAAUUUUUGAAAGGGACUUUUGCUCUGGAACUCAGAAAAUCAAUUUAUUAAGAGCCAUAUUCUUUUUUUUUUUUUUUUUUUAAGCUAGAUUAUAUUAUCUAUAAUAUUUCAGGCCUCUACAAGCCAAAUAAAUGUGUCAAUGUUACUAGUAUUUCAAAGAAACAAUUAUGUAAAGUUGUUCAAUGUGAUAUAAUAGUAUUCUAAUUGGUUAAGUAGCUUAAUGAUUAGGCAAAUUAGAUGAAAAGAUUAGGGGCUACUACACUGCAUAGAUUACACACAAGUAACCAUACAUAUAUGCACACACAGGUGGGGCUCAGUGAGCCCCAAAGCCCAAAUCAAUAGGAACACAUUUUCUGGCUAGCAGAAACUGUUGUUUAUCUUUCUUGCUUUAUUUUGAGAGUGUACAGUAAAAGGGAUUUUUCAAAUUAUUUUUAUAUUAUUUUAGCUUUAAUUGUGUUGUCAUUCAUGAAACAGAGUGGCUCUGCUUUUCUGUCAGAGAUGGCAAGAGCUUUUUCAGCAUCUUGUUUAUGUGUGAAAUUUAAAAAGAAUAAAGUUUUAUUCCAUUCUGUGUGAAUGGCUUGAACUGUGAACAGGGGAUCCAUGCAAAGCAAGUCAUGACCUCAGAGGACGGAGACAGGGCUGUCCGGGGAAGGAAGCCAUUACAUCCAUGUGACAUAACUGUGCACACUCCAGUGCCCUGAUGUUGAUUCUUAGAGGAGAAGAGAUAGGUCAAGAGAUCUACUACCACAGGGCGAAAUUUGGACCUGAGAUGCAAAGAUUGGUCCUGCUAAAACUAAAGGAUUCUUAGGUUGCAGAUGUUCCUGUGAACUUUGCAGCUAUCUGAUAAUGUGCAAUAAGCCUUUUUCUUCCCCUUUAUUAUAGGAAAUGAACAGAAUAAUUAAAAAGAAGAAAAGGCCACAUAUCAGUUGACUUGAGUUAAUAAAGGGAUCAGUUAGAGGCUCCUCUGGUUGCUUUAAUUAUAUAAUGCAGUGAUUUAUCAUAGAGCACAGAUUAAAACAAGGACAGCAGCAUAAACCUUAAAAAGACUCUACAAGGAUGCUUCCAAAGCACUUUCAUCUUGAUAUUAGGGUCAUGCUUGUGUUCAUUUGUAAAGUAACUUAGAGUUUUUGUUUACAGAUUGAAUGUCUCAUAGUUUUUACCUAGCUAAUUAUAUCUGAAGGCAUUUCCGAUGUUUAUCAUGGGAAGAAAAAAGCCACACAUUAAAAAAAAAAAAUAAGUCUAGUAUUGCAGGUUCCAUACACUGUUUUUAACAUCUCAGCUUUGCUGCUUUAGUUAAAUGAAGAGCUGAGGCUGGACCCCUGGCCCAUGACCAACCGGAAACCUACCAGAGAAUUGACUGCCACAUAGAGAAUCUUACUGUCAGUUAACAUUCCAGAAAAACUUGGGCAGACAAAUUUUUAUAGCUGCCCCACUAUGCUGCAAUAGGUUAUCUUUCUAUUAAAGAUUUUCCACGGCAUUCCAAUCCCAGUGUGGUGAAAACAUUCCUGGAUCAAAUACAAAAUCCUUGAUUUCCUAUACACAUAUAUAACAUUUCAUGCACUCUGUCAGAGCUUAAACUCAAAUGCGUAGUGAGAAAUGCCCUGUUUGUACAGCAGAGGAUUUUAUCUGGACCUUCUAGUGUUGCUUAUGAGAAAAGAACAACUAUUGUUAUUUAUUUAUUGUAUUUAUAUCCAGUGCUAGCCCAAAGUACCAAAUUGAAAUCAUACAUUAAGGCUACUAUUCCAGGUAAUUUAUUCCCAUUUUUUCCUAAUCAUAUGCACUACACAAAUGCGGGUUUGGGGAGAAUACAUGCAUGUGUGUUGGUUGAGGAGAAAGAUGCUCUGUUUUCUUAGAGAGGCUUGUUUGUCCAGUGACUGAUAUCUUGACUCAGCUGGAAGCCUUGAAUAUAAAAACAUUAGGAACCUAGGAGAACACUUGUAGUAGGGAGACUCACAGAUUUCCUUUUUAAUUGGCUGUAGUAUCUUGUGAUACCGCAGAGUCUAUUGCAACAGAGUAACAAAGCAUCCGGAGCUGACUGCACUGGAGUGAAAGGUUCCAAAGGUCUGGGUGUGUUCCCAGACUGCUGAGUUACCUGGGAGAGGCGAAAUGCUCAGGUUCUUUUCUUUUUCUCUUAGAACAAGCUCUACUCAGACAAUGUGUGUGUGUCCCAAUGAGUCAGCUGAAGCCCAUUCUGAGGGCUUUUUUCCCAGCUUGGACAAUGGUUCUUUAACAGCGUCAUUGGGUUGACCCAGUGGUGAUUCCAGGGAGCUCGUGGGAGGAUGGAGGAAACCAGACAGAUGUGGCCUCCCAGACUUUGGAGCGCUUAGUCAUAUGAUCAUGGUCCAUGCUCGUCUUGCUUUGACACUUCCCUGGACCAGUUUCCAUCCUGAAAAGCGACACGUGUGAGAAUACCAUGAUGCAAGCCUGAAACUUUGCAGUAGUCAAAUGUAUCUUUCUCCAAUCUUUUUGUCUUCGGUAAUAAAUAUUUUGCUAUUCACUUGGGAUGCUGGUAGAGCCUGUUCUGUUCUAUCCUUGUCUCCUCAGCUCUUGAGAGUCUUCUGUCCCUUUUAUAUUUACAUACAACACCCAGUUCUUUGUGCCUCAGACUCAUUGCCAGCAGGGAGGAGUUUUGCUAGGAAUGCACCAGAGCAUUUGACCUGCCCUGUUCAUGCACAAAGUGACAGCUGAUAAAGCAAGGGCACCCCAUUUUGCCCUGGCAGUCGGUAGGAAGUGCUAAGUCUGAACUCCUGCACAUUGGUGCCUGAUGAUGCAAAGCAGGUCAGUGUAGUCCCCGCAUCUUGGAUGCCCAUGGGGACAGCUGCAGUUACAAAGACCUGCAAGUCCUACGGCAGAAUCUAGCUGAAGAACCCAGUUCAGAACUCCUGUGCAAAGCGUCAAAGAUUGUGCUAAGCCUGUAGAAUCAUCAGGUUACUUUCUUGAACAGUCAGGGCUGCGGGGAGAGUGCAGGAGGCCCCCUGUCCUCCCUGUGUUGUUAGGGUGACAGCUGUUGUUCUGGCAGGGCAGAGGGACAGGGACAGCACAUUCAUGAGUGUGAGGGCUGGAGGAGGGCUCAGUUGCUGCACCUUGAUUUUCAGUCAGGCAGGGGAACCCCACAGUCGAGUCCUUAUCACCAGAACGCCACACCUGUAACUGCACAGUCAGUCGUGAACUCUUCCUGCAGUUAAAGACACCAGUUCCAUGGAUAAGGGUCCAGUGAUAACUUCAGCCCGUUGAGGGCACAACUGUGACAUCCUGGCUCCUGUUGGUGUUUUAAGUGCUGUUGCUUUUCCGAUGCUUGGUGGCAUUUGGGAUUUUUCCUCCCAGUGGACAAAAAUCAAGAAGGCUAUGUAAGUAGCCUAACAGUGCUUCCUGGCCUGUGGUCAUGAUUGUUUCAGACCCACCUGCGGAGUGAGGGGUGUUCGGGCUGCUCCCAGCUACACUGAGAACUGCUGGACACGCAACUGGAGGGGCCCAGUCUGUUCAGAGGGAGACCCGCCUGGCGCAGCCUCAGCAAAUCCUGGCAAUGUUGGAAUUGUUAUUUUCAAGUGCUUAUUUCACAACAUUAAAAGAAAUAUUUUUUGGUGUAUGAAGAUUAAAAAAAUAAAAUCAUAACUUGAUUUGAAA